This is a messenger RNA of Indicator indicator, 1281 nucleotides long. RefSeq names its product ANTXR cell adhesion molecule 1 (gene ANTXR1). Bases 1 to 1281 code for a protein of 426 amino acids. Gene Ontology annotation, molecular function: signaling receptor activity. The record is from RefSeq and is a predicted model, not a curated record. Lineage: Eukaryota; Metazoa; Chordata; Aves; Piciformes; Indicatoridae. The transcript is spliced from 16 exons. Gene Ontology annotation, cellular component: membrane.
AUGGCCAUUGGAAAGCAAAACAUCUUGAGAUCUGGCUUCAAGUGGCUCUUCCUAGUGACUUUGGUGCUAGGCUGUGAUGGACAAGGUGGCCAAAGAGAGAGCGGAGGUCCUGCCUGCUAUGGAGGGUUCGAUCUGUAUUUCAUUCUGGACAAAUCAGGAAGUGUCCUGCACCACUGGAAUGAGAUCUAUCACUUUGUGGAGCACUUGGCCCACAAGUUCAUCAGCCCUCAGCUGAGGAUGUCCUUCAUUGUCUUUUCCACUCGAGGGACAAUCCUGAUGAGGUUGACAGAAGACAGGGAACAGAUCCGGCAGGGUCUGGAAGAGCUGCAGAAAGUCCUUCCAGGAGGCGACACCUACAUGCAUGAAGGAUUUGAAAGGGCAAGCGAACAGAUUUACUAUGAAAAUGUUCACGGUUACAGGACUGCAAGUGUCAUCAUUGCACUGACAGAUGGAGAGCUCCAUGAGGACCUCUUUUUCUACUCUGAGAGGGAGGCGAAUCGGUCGCGGGACCUGGGAGCCACAGUGUACUGUGUUGGUGUGAAAGACUUCAAUGAGACUCAGCUGGCUAGAAUUGCUGACAGCAAGGAUCAUGUCUUCCCAGUGAACGAUGGCUUCGAAGCCCUCCAGGGGAUCAUCGACUCUAUCUUGAAGAAAUCCUGCAUAGAAAUUCUGGCAGCAGAGCCUUCCAGUAUAUGUGCAGGAGAGUCCUUCCAGGUGGUGGUGAGAGGCAAUGGAUUUCGCCAUGCCCGCAACGUGAACAGAGUGCUCUGCAGCUUCAGGAUCAACGACAGCCUCACCCUCAAUGAGAAGCCUUUUGUGGUAGAAGACACCUACCUGCUGUGCCCAGCUCCCGUGCUGCAAGACGUUGGCAUGGAAGCAGCUCUCCAAGUCAGCAUGAACGAUGGUCUGAGCUUCAUCUCCAGCUCUGUCAUCAUCUCCAGCACACACUGUUCAGAUGGGACCAUCCUGGCUAUUGCUUUGUUGAUCCUCUUCCUCCUGCUGGCUCUGGCUCUGCUCUGGUGGUUCUGGCCCCUGUGCUGCACAGUGAUCAUCAAAGAGCCUCCCCCACCUCCUGCAGAAGACAGUGAGGAGGAAGAUGAUGAUGGCCUUCCAAAGAAGAAGUGGCCAACAGUAGAUGCCUCUUAUUAUGGUUGUGUGGGAAUGGAGAUGGUCCCAAGGCUGAGGAUGGCCAACGGCAGCGGAGGGUGGCUGUCACCAGUGGAGGGUGACCAUCACCAGUGGAGGGUGACCAUCCCCAUGGCCAUCACCAGUGGAGGGUGA